Messenger RNA from Colletotrichum phormii, 189 nucleotides. RefSeq lists its product as uncharacterized. The record is from RefSeq and is a predicted model, not a curated record. The transcript has a single exon. The coding region runs from base 1 to 189 and encodes 62 amino acids. NCBI's taxonomy places the organism in Eukaryota, Fungi, Ascomycota, Sordariomycetes, Glomerellales, Glomerellaceae.
AUGUACGUUUACGGACGCCUACACCUCCUAUCCCAUCGAGUGCUGCAAGGCGACAGUACAUUGAGAUGCGGGGGAGCAGCCAAUCGGGCCACUUCGGGCCCCUUUUUCCAACCAACCAACGUAAUUGAUAAUAGAUACUUCCAAUUACUAGAGAUUCUGCGUAUGAAAUCGGUACCAGCAAUCUUCUGA